AUGUGCGCCAUGGCCGCCCCGACCGACCAGGACGACUUCGAGGUGAUGAAGAACAGCUACCGCUCGUCCACGUCGAACCUGGCGCUGAGCGAGGCGCUGCAGCAGCUGGAGGAGAGUCGCGCGGCGCCGCGCAGUCCCCGCAGCCCGCAGGCGUUCCACCUGUCGCGGCGCGGCCGCACCGUCGACCGCUCGCCCAGCCCGCGGACGCCUCGCAGCCCGCGGAGCCCUCAUAGCCCGCGCAGCCCGAGCGUGUCCCGCUCGCCGUCCCCGCAUCCGAGCAGUCCGUUCCGCGGCGGGAACCUGGCGUACCUGGCGUCGCGUCGCAGCAGCCGGGACUCAGAGCGCGGUGAGCCGACCCCGCUCGACUGCACCCGCUUCCGACACCGGCGCACGUCCAACUUCCUCGAGCUGCCAGUGCCGAACCACCAGCGGCCGCGUGUCUGCAGUUUGCCCGACAAACCGUACAACCCGCGCGACCGCGGCGACAUCUACCGACUGCGCACGUUCAGCAUAACCAGCAAGGGCGUGGUGAACCGAGGCGACUCGCUCAUCUCGCGCUCCAACACGUCGGUCUGCUCCACGGCCACCCACAGCAGAAGCCCCAGCGGCACGCGUACUCCGUACGAGGGGUCACCGAGAACAUCCAGGCCGAGCAGCCGGAGCGGUGAGCGGAGCGGCAACAAGUCGCCGUUCGAAGGCUCCUGCUGUGGCUCCAGCUACAACUCCUCAGAGCAGGAGAAGGAGGACAAGGCCAUCUACAGGGCGGAGAACGCGCUGACUACAUACGCGCCGCACGCCUGCGUCGUCGUCUACUCCAUCACCGACCAGGCUAGCCUCAAGUCAGCCGAGGACACGCUCAGCUUCCUCUGGCGAGAGGGAUUCAUCCGGGAUAACUCGGUCAUCCUGGUCGGCAACAAGAGCGACAUGGUGCGCGCGCGCGUGGUCACCAUCGAAGAGGGCAAGUCGAUGGCGCAGCACCACGACACCAAGUUCAUCGAGACGUCCAGCGGCGUGCAGCACAACGUCGACGAGCUGCUGGUGGGGAUCCUCAAGCAGAUCCGACUGCGUGUCAGUCGCCAGCGCAAGAAAGAGGUGGCCGACGAGCGCAAGAAGAGGAUGCCCUCCUCGCGCACCUCGGUCACGCUCAACACGGCCAAGGAGAUGCUGGGGAAGCUCUGCAUCAUGGACAGCAAGUCCAAGUCGUGCGAGAACCUGCUGGUGCUCUAAGCCGACGGCAGGGCGAUGCCGGGCGAAUGUUGUCGCUGCGUGACGCGAUUUUGUACGUGGAACAGGGGAUAAUUUGUCGGGUGAUGCUUCAGGUCACAGGCGUGGAUAUAUGGAUGGUAUUGUGUUGCCUUGCAUUCUACCCACCAUUCCGUGUGAGCUCGCAGUGUGUGCACACUUUUUAGACAAAUACGCGUGGACCCUGCUCGCGUUGUCGUAGUGGCGUGCGCUCCGUGUGUUUCCUGGUCGCCAAGUCCUGUGGCUGCACUUCUUACGCCCAGACGUAUUUCUCUCAGGUCUUCUCAGCUCCGUCCGCCGUCAAAAUUCCAACUUAUCCGUUAUCUGAAACACCCUUGAACUCGUUGAAGCAAUCGACGUCAGUGUAAGAAACGGGCGAGCGGGCAGUCACGCAACAACGGCAUCGCUGCUCUCGUCAGGCCCGCUUCCGGGCGCGUUUCGCCGCCGCUGGCGCAAGUCGCAUAGGUGAAAGAUCGCUAUUGGUGCCAUGAAGGAUAACGCCGUUAGUUAUUUCUGGUCUUUCUCGUGCCACAUUCCACAGCAGGCAAUACGCGUGGAAUCAUGUGCCCUUGUGCAGCAGUCCACACCGCGCGUUGGAGUUAAUACGCAGUGACAUCAUCUCUACCGUCGCAGACGGCACAUUCCGCGCUCCGUAUCACCGGGCUGUGACACUUGCCCAUGAGAUACCACUGCUGCCGCCGCUUCGCCGGCGCACCGUCGCCCCAGGCCGUCAGCCGGCGCCGUGUCCGCCCGCACUACGCUCCCAGCACCGCGGCGCGCCCCGGCGGCGGAUGGAUCCGGGCCGCCGGACCCACGUGCCACUGGUGACGAACUGGUCAUCGGUGGGGCGGGGCGGCCGCGUCGAUACGGGGCCGUCGCGGUCCGGCACCGGGAACGACCGGGGGUAUGGCACCCCGCCGGCCGCGGUCCUGCCUGGCGUGACCGGCAGCGCCGCGGUCCGGCCGGUCCCGUGCGCGGUCCAGGACCGCCACACUGUCCAGGACCACCGGACGCUUCCGAACCGCCGGACGCUCCAGGAUAACCGAACGGUCCUGGAUAACCCACCCGGCCAGCUUGAGCCGGCUGAGCAUCAGACAUCGGCGAUUGGGUUGAUCACCUGUGCCCCCCCCCCCCCCUCCGACGCGCAGUGCCCACCCCCCUCUCGCACACGCGCUGCUCCCGGCAUAUCGUCCCGCUGGCUGUCCCAGUCCCGCAGCGGGAGCGUCGCUGGGCGGGACGGGCGGCGUCCCACGCGAACCGCGGGAGAAGCGGGCGACCAUGUGAUAUUUUGAUGUUGGAUGUCGGUGUGGCAUCGCGCCCGGCGCCGCAUCGUGGCGGCCGGCGCCAGGUGACAUGCGUGCGGCAAUAUGUCGUCGCGCGCGCUGAUUACUCCGGCGGAUAUUAGUGUGCGAUGGCUGUCUACAGGGCCGCGGUCCGUGUGUGCUCUGCGCGUUUGUUGCCGGUAUGUGGGCGCGGCUCUGCGAUCUGUCUGUUUGGCCACUUCUGGACGGACCGUUUGCUCGCCGGAUCCUAGUGAAAGGCGUCGUGUUCAGGCAUUGCUUUCAGAGGUGAUGGAGUGGUGUAUGAGAGGCAUGUUGCAAUGCGUGAGCGAAAGAAGUGUGCGUUCUUGGAGUGCGGAGUGCCACACGCUUAUGCGGGUGCAUGUUUCCGACAUUGAUUACUGAUAGGACUGAUUACUGUUGAUUACUUAUGGGUGCAUGUUUGCAGGCGCUAAUGCGCAAGUGGAAGUGAAGAAAAAUGAGACGGAGAACGGUCGGAAGAGAUCAAUAUCGACAUUUACGUGACAUGUUCGGGGAAUGAAAGCUUCGCGUGAAAAUAAAAUACUCCGGAGUCGGAGAACCCUACGCACCUCAACCCGUUUAGAAGUAGGUCUGUCCAUAUGUUCUCGUGCACAAAUCUCUAUGUGACAGCGACACCUUGGAAAAGAUGUUCAUGCCUUUAGUGUAAGCCCCUUGAAUAAACUUGU
Molecule: messenger RNA, 3229 nt
Organism: Pollicipes pollicipes
Lineage: Eukaryota; Metazoa; Arthropoda; Thecostraca; Pollicipedomorpha; Pollicipedidae
Cellular component (GO): plasma membrane
Molecular function (GO): GTP binding; calcium channel regulator activity; GTPase activity
Source: RefSeq, a predicted model, not a curated record